GGAAAGAGGAACCAUGCAUGGGAAGGGCAUCAUGAUGGGGCCCGCCCUGUCCUUCUCGUGCGCGGUGAAUGUGGAAGUUGACGAAGGCUCCAUAAACAGAAACUCCUUCGUCAUCACCUUCCCACACUAAGUAACCACCGGCCCAGCUUCUUCCCGUCGUAAAGAUUCUGUCUGCAUUCAUGGAACUCCCACUUGUCACAUAACCACCCACUCCAGCUCCCGUACCAUCGUGCGCUUGAGAGAGAACGAUAGGCCUUUUCACGCGAUUGCACCCAGCAUGGCACCAAACGACACCCGAAAGGUGCAUACCGCCGAAACCAUCGCCAAAGAACUGGAAAACGAUGUCUGCGUCAAGGUUUCCGGUUCGGAUAUCGAUGGCAUUCCCAGAGGCAAGAUCAUCACGAAGGCCAAGUUCGUGAAGUCGCUCGAGGAAGGCUUCGGUUUUUGUAACGUGGCUUUCGGAUGGGACAUGCUAGAUAAGACUUACGACGAGUCUGUGCAAGUCGAGCGAGGGUACUCGGAUCUCCUGGCCAAGAUCGAUCUUUCCAGCUUCCGCCGGAUUCCAUACGAAAACAACGUCCCACAUUUUCUCUUUGAUUUCCACGACCCGAUUGCCAAUUCUCCUUUCAAGGCGUGUCCGAGAAGUUUGCUGAAGAAGGCCAUCAAGGAUUGCAAUGACCUGGGAUUUGCGCCUCUCUGUGGCGUAGAGUUUGAGUUUUACAACUUCAAGGAGACUCCUGAAUCCAUCAAUGCCAAAAACGGCGUAAAUCUCACGGCACUCACGCCUGGGAUGUUUGGUUACUCAUUACUUCGGCCCACUCUGAACAGCAAGUUCUUCGACGAGGUGUACCAUCAUUGUUUGGCGUAUGGGAUUCCUAUUGAAGGGUUCCACACGGAGACCGGUCCCGGUGUAUUUGAGGCAGCUCUCGAAUACGGUGACGCGCUCGAAAUAGCCGACCGAGCGCACCUGUUCAAAAAGGCCGUGAAGCAAAUCGCGCUGAAACACGGCAUAAUAUCGUCGUUCAUGGCAAAGCCAUAUGCGGAUCUUCCUGGCUGCUCGGGUCACAUGCACUUCAGUUUGAAGGACAUCAAAACGGGGGCCAACGCGUUUGUUGAUGAUGGCAACGAAGAGUCGGCUGGCGGGAACGAGGCGAAGGCUGCUAUGAAAGGGAUGAGCGAUACGAUGAGGCAUUUCAUUGCGGGGUUGUUGGAAGCGCUGCCGAGUAUUCUGCCGUUGAUGUUGCCAACCAUCAACAGCUACAAACGCCUAGUAGAAAACAACUGGGCCCCAAUCACAGUCUCCUACGGCAUCGAAAACCGCAUCGCAGCCAUCCGCCUCAUCGCGCCCCCAACCUGUCCCAAGUCCGCCACCCGCCUCGAGCUCCGCGUCCCCGGCGCCGAUGUCAACGCCUACCUCGGCAUCGCCGGAUGCAUCGCCGCAGGCGUGCGCGGGAUCAAAAAGAAGAUCGAGCCGAAAUUCCCGCCUGUUCAGGGCGGCGAUAACGGGGUUUUGGGUGAACGGCUGCCGAGGACCUUGAAGGAUGCCGUGAAUUUGAUGAUGGCGCCGGGGAGUGUUGCGAGAGAGGUUUUGGGGGAUGGGUUUGUGGAGCACUUCGGACGGACGAGGUUACAUGAGUGGAAACAGUGGGAGACUGCUGUGACUAAUUGGGAGAUCAAACGCUACAUUGAGACUGUAUAGUCCGAGGCGUUGUAGCUACUCGCCCUUUCUCCUUUGCUUCCCGGUAUAAUUUCCCCGAAAACCUUUCCCCCUCCCCUUUUCCGCGCCAAGGACCUAAGACACUGUCACUCUCUGAUACCUGUACAGGCAGUUGGUUUCACAACCCCAUUCCUUCUUUUGAGCGUCACAAGUAUCGUACAUAACUAGUAAGACACAUAAUACA
Messenger RNA from Fimicolochytrium jonesii, 1901 nucleotides. Its product is annotated as glutamine synthetase. The transcript is spliced from 8 exons. The record is from RefSeq and is a predicted model, not a curated record. Gene Ontology annotation, molecular function: glutamine synthetase activity. Lineage: Eukaryota; Fungi; Chytridiomycota; Chytridiomycetes; Spizellomycetales; Powellomycetaceae. Bases 278 to 1699 code for a protein of 473 amino acids.